UCGAUGGAUAAAUCAAUCAUCAGAUGUCUGAGUGUAUGUCGGUCGACCGACAUAGCACGUCGACGCCUCCCUCAGUGGCCGUUGGUUGUCGUGCCCUUGAGCCUCUCCAUCUCGGCAGCUAUGGCCUCGCCCAUCGCAUCAGUCGUCACCGCACUCUCGCCCUGCCAUCCAUCCAUCAUAUCGUCUGCCCAUUGUGCUGAUUCAUUCAUUCCCUGACUGGCUGACUGGCUGGCCCACCUCACCUGGUGUGUGAGGUCUCCCGUGCGUUUGCCCGCCUCAAGGACGUUCUGCACCGCCCUCUCUAUCAGCUGCGCCUCAGCAUCCAAGUGAAACGAAUACCUACAGACACGUACAGACAGGCACAGACAACCGGGGGGAGAGAGGUGCGCGCCCAUUUGCUUGUCGUGCCUGCCUGCCUGCCUGCCUUUGUCAUACCUGAGCAUGAGUGCUGCCGACAGGAUCUGUGCGAUGGGGUUGGCCUUGUUCUGCCCAGCAAUGUCAGGUGCAGACCCACCUACACACACAGCCACCAGCCACCAGCCACACACAACACACAGGCCAGACUCGCCACACAAAGUCCUCACAACGGCAUCUUGUCUUGGUGGCUUUGCUUCAUUCGUUCGUUUGCCUACCAGCCGGCUCAUACAUGUGUAUUCUGUCGCCGAGCGACGCCGAUGGCAUGAGUCCGAGUGACCCGGGCAGCACCGAGGCGGCGUCGCUGAGUAUGUCGCCAAACAUGUUCUCAGUGGCCAUGACGCUGAAGGACGACGGGUGCUGAAUCAGCUGCAUCGCCGCGUUGUCCACAUACCUGGUAUGGCAUGGACAGACAGACGGACGCACGCCUCUGUGUGUGAUGGGCGUGUGGAUGUGCGCCGCUGUCACUUACAUGAACUCAAGCUGCACGUCGGGGUACUUGUCCUUCAUGUCGUUAGCCACCCGCCGCCAUAACCGAGAGGUGUCCUGACGCACACACACACACACACACACACACUUCGCGUGUAUGCGAACAACAAAUCGCCCGAGUGCACCCGACCCCACUCUCACUCACCAGGACGUUGGCUUUGUCGACGACUGUGACCUUUUUGUGUCUUCUCAUCCUGGCGGCCUCAAAUGCGAACCUGAGGGGCCUCUCGAUCUGAUCCACCGUGUACUCCAUCACAUCUAUCGCCUUGUCACCUACACGGCCACACACACACACACACACACACACGCGCACACACACACACACGCAUUCGUUCACAGACACACGAAGCAUCAUCAGGUCAUAGUGAAUACCGUCCCUCUCUCUCCGCCUCACCGUCUGUUUGGUGUUUGCCGAAGUAGAUGCCGCCCACGAGCUCCCUCACAAUGAGCAUGUCCACCCCGUCCUUGAUGAUCUCAUGCUUCAAAGGGCACAGGUGAGCCAGGAACGGGUAGAUCACCGACGGACGCAGAUUCACACCCAGACCGAACCGCUUCCUCAGACCCAGUAGCGCCGUCUUCUCGGCGUCCUUCCACUUGGGAUCGUUUUGGGCGGUCACCGGCCCGCCCACCGAACCGAACAGGAUGGCAUCGGCGGCCUCGCACACGUCAAUGGUCUCCUGCGGCAGAUGACAUUGGUGAGCGUCGUAUGCCGCGCCGCCAACGAGCGCCUCCUUGAGAGCGAAUGUGUGGCCGUAUAGCCGUUCGAUAGUGCGGAGGAUGCGGAUGGCCUGGCGCAUGACCUCAGGGCCGAUGCCGUCACCGCUGAGGACGGCGAUGGUGAACUCACCCAUGGCGGAUGAGUGAAUCGGUAGAUCUGUCAAGGGCUGAUGCUCUGCGCUGCGUUGCUGAACGGGGAGGGAAAAGGG
Molecule: messenger RNA, 1829 nt
Organism: Vitrella brassicaformis
Lineage: Eukaryota; Vitrellaceae
Source: the annotation of a GenBank genome assembly